GUCAUGUACGAAUACACACACAGAGAGAAAGACAGCUUGAAACACACAAAAUCACGCGCAAAAUUCGUAUCUCUCACUCAGUUCCUCACCGAAGCCAUUGCCAAUCGCAGUUGCAGUUGCCAUUGCGCAACGAAUUUGCUACUCUCUCUAUCUAUCUGUCUAGGGUUUCGCGGGAUCAUCAUAACAAUAACACAUAUUUUUCAUAACGCGGGGUUUGGAGUGAAGUGUUUGGGAAUGGUUAGAAGGGUGAUUGUGAAGCAUUGAGGUGUGGAAAUGGAUUCUGCAAGGAGUUGGCUUCAGAAGUUCCAGCCUCGAGAUAAAACCAGGGCUGCUGGGAAGAAAAAGGAGGAGGAUGGUAAUGGAGGAAACCAGGAUUCGAACGAAGCCAUAGAUGAAGCAUUGCUUUCCAGUGUCACGAAGCAGAAGGUGGCAGCAGCAAAGCAGUACAUUGAAAACCAUUACAAGGAGCAAAUGAAGAACCUUCAGGAGAGGAAGGAGCGUCGAACCAUCUUGGAAAAGAAGUUGGCUGAUGCUGAUGUCUCUGAGGAGGAUCAAAACAACCUGCUUAAGUUUUUAGAGAAAAAGGAAACAGAAUAUAUGCGCCUUCAGAGGCAUAAGAUGGGUGUUGAAGAUUUUGAGUUAUUGACAAUGAUUGGAAAAGGCGCAUUUGGGGAGGUCAGAGUCUGUAGGGAGAAAACUAGCGGUCACGUAUAUGCAAUGAAAAAGCUGAAAAAAUCAGAGAUGCUUCGCAGAGGCCAGGUUGAGCAUGUUAAAGCCGAAAGGAAUCUCCUUGCAGAGGUUGACAGCAAUUGCAUAGUCAAGCUUUAUUGUUCUUUCCAGGAUGAUGAACAUUUGUAUCUUAUUAUGGAGUAUCUACCGGGUGGGGAUAUGAUGACUCUACUUAUGAGAAAGGAUAUCUUGACUGAAGAUGAAGCCAGAUUUUAUGUAGGAGAAACAGUUUUAGCUAUUGAAUCUAUACAUAAGCACAAUUAUAUACAUAGGGAUAUCAAGCCAGACAACUUAUUACUUGAUAGAUAUGGACACUUGAAAUUGUCAGAUUUUGGACUUUGUAAACCAUUAGAUUGUAGUACACUUGAAGAAAAUGAUUUUUCUGUGGGUCAGAAUGUGAAUGGAUCUACACAAAGCUCAACUCCUAAACGCUCACAACAGGAACAACUGCAACACUGGCAAAUAAACAGGAGAACACUUGCUUAUUCCACAGUUGGUACACCAGAUUAUAUUGCUCCAGAAGUUCUUUUGAAGAAAGGUUAUGGGAUGGAAUGUGAUUGGUGGUCACUUGGAGCUAUUAUGUACGAAAUGCUGGUGGGAUAUCCUCCUUUUUAUUCUGAUGAUCCAAUGUUAACAUGCAGGAAGAUAGUAAAUUGGAAAACUUACUUGAAAUUUCCUGAAGAAGCUAGGCUAUCCCCAGAAGCUAAAGAUCUUAUUAGUAAACUUUUGUGUAAUGUCAAUCAAAGGCUGGGGUCAAAAGGUGCAGAUGAAAUAAAGGCUCAUCCAUUCUUCAAAGGUGUUGAAUGGAAUAAGUUGUAUCAAAUGGAAGCUGCAUUUAUUCCUGAGGUCAAUGAUGAGUUAGAUACUCAGAAUUUUGAAAAGUUUGAUGAGUCUGACAGCCAAACUCAAUCAUCUUCAAGAUCUGGUCCAUGGAGGAAGAUGCUUUCAUCUAAGAAGGAUUUGAAUUUUGUUGGAUACACUUACAAGAACUUUGAAAUUGUAAAUGAUUAUCAAGUUCCCGGGAUGGCUGAACUGAAGAAGAAACAGUCCAAACCAAAGAGGCCAACCAUCAAGUCACUUUUCGAUUGUGAAUCAGAAACACCAGAGGCGUCCGAUACGUCUGCAAAUGAUCAACCUGCUCAAGGAAGCUUUUUGAAGCUCUUGCCACCCCAGUUAGAGGUAUCUCCUCAUCGCGACAAGAAUCUUCCUCCCAGGUCCUAACAGGCCCCAACCACAUGAUCUCUGCAGCAGUCUGACAGUGUAGGAAUCAUCAUAACUCAGCAUUUUGACCAUUUCCGCGUUUAAAAUAUCACUCUUGAUGCGUUGGAUUUGUUCUAAGUUACACGAAAUCACUAAUAUGGCUUGGACCAGUCUCUUGUCAGUGGCCACAACUAUUGAUUUGUAAAUCUCUCACUAAGUAUCCGUUGUCACACAUGCUCCACUAAAACAGACAAUACCAUGUAUAUUCGCGUUCUUUUAAUGAUAGCAAAGCAUUUAUCCCUGUAACAUUGGAGUGUAAUGAUUCACAAGUUAUUUAGCAGAACAAGAUAUGUUUGAUUUUUUUUUAAAAAUGUCAAUAAUCUGUAAUUUGUUGUGGUUCGUUUUUUUAAUAUUAUUUUUUAUAAUGGACGAGAUUCCUCUAAAUUUAAGGUA
This is a messenger RNA of Glycine soja, 2382 nucleotides long. Its product is annotated as serine/threonine-protein kinase tricorner-like. The record is from RefSeq and is a predicted model, not a curated record. The coding region runs from base 274 to 1950 and encodes 558 amino acids. The transcript is spliced from 14 exons. Lineage: Eukaryota; Viridiplantae; Streptophyta; Magnoliopsida; Fabales; Fabaceae. Gene Ontology annotation, molecular function: ATP binding; protein serine/threonine kinase activity. Gene Ontology annotation, biological process: peptidyl-serine phosphorylation; intracellular signal transduction.